UACUAUAUAUAUACAUAUAUUAAAUAACGAAUAAUAAGCAUAAACUAAUAUUUAAAUAGUCUCACGUAUUUGUGAAUUGUUAAAUGAUCAUAAUACAGUAAUUUUUAUUAGUGAAUUAAAUAUUUAACAAAAUGUCGAUAUUAGGAAUGUAUGAAUUAACUCAUCCUGAAUCAUUGUCAAAUUCUGAACUUAAGAAAAUUUUAGAAAAUAGAUGUAUUGACUUCAGUGAUUAUAAAAAUUUAUCUAGAUUUGAAUUAAUAGAAUUAUAUAAAAGGGUAGCAUUACCAUUACCUCAAAGACAAUCCGAAAAUAUGCAAAAUUCAGGAAUAAAAGAACAUAAUGAAGCAACACAUUUUGAUAAUGAAUUGUAUAGAAAUUCAAUUUCAUUGAAUGGUACAAAUAGUACAAAAAUAUGUAUUAAUGAAACAACAAAAAUGCCUGAAUCUUCUUAUAUGAGAUCAAAAUCUUCUACAAAUGAAAUUAAACAAACUUCUAAGAAAAUACGUUUGAAUAAUUCAAAUAAUUUUACAAAAUGUAAUAGUAUUGACAAACAUGUUAAUGAUGAAAAAUAUGAUGGAGCACCAUCAAAGAAAAAACAGAAAAUUACAUGGCCAUAAUUUUGGAAAAUGCAUAUUUAUUUAUAUUAUUAAUUAUU
Apis mellifera (honey bee) is the source of this 655-nucleotide messenger RNA. RefSeq lists its product as uncharacterized. Gene Ontology annotation, biological process: embryonic morphogenesis. Lineage: Eukaryota; Metazoa; Arthropoda; Insecta; Hymenoptera; Apidae. The transcript is spliced from 4 exons. The record is from RefSeq and is a predicted model, not a curated record. Gene Ontology annotation, cellular component: tRNA-splicing ligase complex. Bases 132 to 617 code for a protein of 161 amino acids.